UUAUCUUAACUCAAAUUUGUAAUCUUUUAGUCAUCAGUAUUUUUCUUAUUUAUGGUAAUAUUCUCAGAAGCUUGGUUUGAACGAUCAUCGCAGAUUCAUAACUUAUUAAAAAUUGUAAAAUUUUGAAAAAUGGCAGCAAAGUACAUCGUAGGAUCUAUUGUGGGAACCUUUGGGCUUGCUUAUGUUUUUGACACUACUAUAUCUGACAAAAAGAUAUUUGGAGGUAGUACUCCUGGUACUGUUUCAAACAAAAAAUGGUGGGAAGAAACUGACAAUAAGUUCCAGGCUUGGCCACGCACUGCAGGACCUCCGGUUGUGAUGAACCCCAUUAGUCGCCAGAAUUUCAUUGUCAAAUCAACCUCAGGGUAGUGAAAUGUUUUGUCCUGGACUCAUAACUUGAGCUGUUAUUGUUUCUGGUUUGGUGGAAGAUGAAUUAAACUUCCGCAGGCGUUUUUAUUCACAGAAUUCCUUUCAGUUACUGGUCUUUUGCAUUUGAAAUAAGAAUUGCGCACUUAUUCGAAAUGAAAUAUAUAUUUUACCGAUUGCGAGA
This is a messenger RNA of Pyrus x bretschneideri (Chinese white pear), 550 nucleotides long. RefSeq lists its product as uncharacterized. NCBI's taxonomy places the organism in Eukaryota, Viridiplantae, Streptophyta, Magnoliopsida, Rosales, Rosaceae. The coding region runs from base 130 to 369 and encodes 79 amino acids. The record is from RefSeq and is a predicted model, not a curated record. The transcript is spliced from 3 exons.